Molecule: messenger RNA, 3145 nt
Organism: Ceratosolen solmsi marchali
Lineage: Eukaryota; Metazoa; Arthropoda; Insecta; Hymenoptera; Agaonidae
Product: leukocyte receptor cluster member 8 homolog
Exons: 6
Coding region: 72-2837 (921 amino acids)
Cellular component (GO): nucleus
Source: RefSeq, a predicted model, not a curated record
GGGAGCGAGCGAGAGAGGGAGACGGAGACGGACGCCAUCCCCGCGGAAGGCUCUAUAUUUGGCUUUUAGGUAUGUCAGAAAGCGAAGCAUUGGCAACGACGCAACAAAAGCAACAGCAGUUUCAGCACCAGCAUCAGCAACAGCUCGGGACGGCAUCGAUGGCGAACAUGGCGUGGCAAUAUCCGCAGAACAACAUGCAUCUUUACUCGCAUUACGCUGGGCAAAUGUACGGACAAAACUAUGCGCAUCAAAAUCAGAUGUAUUACCAGCAUUAUGGCAUGAUGGGUUAUGGACAAUACGGACAUGGACACAUUCCGCCACAAGGACCGCAGCAAAUGGUACAGCAGCAGAUGCAGAGUCAAUCGCAGCAGCCUCAACAGCAGCAGCAGCAGCAACAACAACAGCAGCAACAGCAGCAACAAAAGCAACAGCAGCAGCAAAAUAACCAAGGGAAGCAGCAGACGGAACAACCUCCGAUUCCACCCACUCCAAUGACCUUUGACGAUGAUUCUGACCUUCCACCUCUUCCUCCAGGACCCCCACCUCCACCCUCUCCGAUGCAAAACCAACUGCACAAACCUCAGCAGUCUCCUCACUCUCAACAGUCUCAGCACACGCAACAGUCAAUGCAUACUCAGCAAUCUCAGCAUGCUCAGCAGUAUGCUUACAAUUCUUAUCCCUAUGGUGGCUGGAACGGUGUUCAACAAUCAGAAUCUCCUCAUUUCAGUGGAAUCCGCUUUAAUCUACCCCACAAGAAGACGGGCCUCGGCUUCAGUGUGCCGUCUGGCAACAGUGGCGCUGCCAAAAAGAAGCGCAAGAGAAAUAAGAAUCUCGCGGCCCAGUGCAACUUUCAGGCGCCGCCGCCCAAUACCUCGGUGCCCCCGCCCAAUGUCUUUACCUCGGGCUCGACCGGUAAGCUCGAGCUGCCCCCGUUACCGCCACCCAUGCAGGUUGAGAAGCCCCCGACUCCCCCGCCCAUCGACGAGAUCAGCGUGCCCCCGGAACAGCCGCCGCCCCCACUACCAAAACUCCCACCCGUAAAUACGUUUCAACCACCGCCACUGCUCUCUCAAGCCUCGUUGAAGGCGUCGGUGUCAGUCGCGUCGGCGUCCAACAUAUCCGCGAUAAUGAAAAAAUCUAGUACCCCGAGCAUGAAUCCCAGUUUCGCGAAGGUCCAGGGCUCCUCCACGUCCUCCUCGUCCUCCUCCUCGUCCUCCUCCUCCUCCUCCUCCUCCUCCUCCUCCUCCUCCUCGUCCUCGUCGUCCAAUUCCUCCUCCAGCGCGAACCCCGUCGGCGACUGGCCCGACAGCCUCAAGAAUUACGUGAACCGCUGCUACGAGAAAUGCAAGACUGCCGUGGACAAGGACCAGGUGGAGAUCAUCCUCAAGGGUAAGAUAACGCGCUCGGCCAACGACGGCUCGCUCUGGCUUAAGGAUUGGGACCGCGAGCCCCUGCCGAGUAUCCACAGCGAGCGCAUGACAAUGACGUUGAAGCCGCAGUCGGUGACGGUGACGGUGACGCCUACCGGGCAACGCAAAUCCGGUCUGUCGAUGACUCUCGGGGCGAGGCUCGGCGCCCGGCUCUCCACGGGCUCGCCCCUCUCUAGCAGCAGCCCCACCUCCAUCGCCCACAGCAGGCGCUCAAAGUCGAAGAGCAGGUCGAGGUCGCGCUCGCAUUCGCCCUUGCCCAGGAAGUACAAGCGCAGCACCUCCUCCUCCUCGUCGAGCGAGCGGGACUACAAACACCUCGUCCCGGUGAGCGCAACCCCCGCCCACGGCCAGAAGAACAAAAAGCCCGGCCGAGGUGGCAACAACAAUAACAGCGGUGGCAGCGGCGGCUCUGCGCAGCCAAACAACAAGCAGAACAAGAAAAAUAAGAACAAGAACAAGAUCAACAACAAGGCCAACUGCCACUUUUACUCGGAGUUCGGUCUCGCCGGUGGCAACGUCGAGGAGUUCGGUACCAAGGAGAAGCUCCAGCAGAGGGCCGCGAGAUUCAGCGACGCUUUCACAAAGAGCGGCCAGAUCAGUGGCAUGAUCAAGGACGACCCCACCGCCGAAUUUGAUUUUACAGGACUGCAUAUCGUUGGCACUUGUCGGGAUCUCGAGAAACCCUACCUCCGGCUAACCUCGGCUCCAGCAGCGUCAGCGGUGCGGCCAGUCAGUGUACUUCAAAAGUCGUUGGUCCACGUGAAAAAGCGUUGGGUGACCGAGCAGGAUUACCGUUACGCGUGUGAUCAGUUAAAGUCGAUACGACAGGAUCUUACGGUGCAGGGUAUUAGGGACUCGUUCACAGUUCACGUAUACGAGACACACGCUCGCGUCGCACUCGAGCGCGGCGAUCACGAGGAGUUUAACCAGUGUCAAACCCAACUGAGAAUGCUAUACUCGGAGGUCGGCGGUGAUAAUCGCUGCGAGUUUGUCGCUUAUCGUAUACUGUAUUACAUCUUCACGAAGAAUACAUUAGAUUUGACGACAAUACUCGCAGCGCUUACGGAGAAAGACAAAGCGGACGAGUGCAUAAGUCACGCGUUAAAAGUCCGUUCAUCUUGGUGGUUAGGCAAUUUCCAUAGUUUCUUUAAACUUUACAAAACAGCUCCGAGAAUGGCAGCAUUCCUCAUGGACUGGUUCAUAGCCAGGGAGAGAAAGCUUGCUCUUAAACAAAUGAUUAAAGUUUAUCGGCAAAAUAUGGCGGUUGAUUUCAUCGUUGCGGAAUUGGCGUUUGAAUCAUUGGAGAAGUAUUAUGAAUUUGUCGCUGAGUUCGGAUUGGCUUAUGCUGAUUCUGAGCGUAAGCAACUCGACUGCAAGGCGAGCAGUUCUUCUGUAGGUGCUUGGUAAAGAGCGCGAGAGCAAGAGCCUGACAUUUGAAAAUGCAAUAUCAAAAUUCUUCCCCGUUCGUACUAUGAAAUCUCCUGUUCCUUCGGAUGAUUUCGAACGGAUAUCGAAAUGAUGUACGAGUAAGGCCACAAAUUCAUCGUUGCACGUACAUUUUAAUGUGACGUUAUUCCAAUUUCUCGUGACUAUUUGAAAGAGGUACAAGAGAGAACGCGAGACGACGUCGAGAAGGAAGUUUUUAGAUGAUUUAUCUAGAGAAAGAAGUCCCAACGGAUGAACAAUUUGUAAAAUGGUGGGUGAAAGGGAGAGAG